This is a messenger RNA of Paramecium sonneborni, 177 nucleotides long. Lineage: Eukaryota; Ciliophora; Oligohymenophorea; Peniculida; Parameciidae. The record is from the annotation of a GenBank genome assembly.
AUGUUUAGAUAUAAUUUUAAAUAAUUGAAUAAUGUAUUUAGAAUUAUAUUAAAAGGGCAAAUAAAUUAAGUCCGUAAAGAGUGUUUACGGAUAUAGAAAGAGAGAAGAAGAGUGAAAAAUGAAAAAAACAAUAUAUAAGUUGAGUGUUGAUGAAACAGAUUUAUUAAUAUAAAAUAU